Musa acuminata AAA Group (dessert banana) is the source of this 1583-nucleotide messenger RNA. Its product is annotated as probable GDP-L-fucose synthase 1. The record is from RefSeq and is a predicted model, not a curated record. Lineage: Eukaryota; Viridiplantae; Streptophyta; Magnoliopsida; Zingiberales; Musaceae. The coding region runs from base 1 to 1269 and encodes 422 amino acids. The transcript is spliced from 2 exons. Gene Ontology annotation, molecular function: GDP-L-fucose synthase activity. Gene Ontology annotation, biological process: nucleotide-sugar biosynthetic process.
AUGAAUUCGGAUCUCACAAUCGGAUCUUCAGAUAACACGAGUUCACCCGCAAGAUGCAAACCAAAUCGCAUUCGGAUCUUUAAAUUGGGCCCGAUCCACCUUGUAUGCAUAGGUAUGUAUGGUCACGUGCUGCUCGCAUGGCCCUCCCCAUUUCUAGUUUCCCCAUUUAUUACUGGCAGUUCUUCCUACGAUCUCCUCCCCGCAGCACCGCCACGACAAGGAUCCGGCGAUCUCCUCCGUCUCCCAUUCUCCCGGAUCAGCGAGAUGGGUGCAGUCGAAUCCGAGGCCACGGAGGUGAUCGGCUCGUUCCUCUCCGAUACGGCGGUAAAGGUGUUUAUCGCCGGCCACCGCGGCCUCGUCGGUUCGGCCAUCCACCGCAAGCUCCUCGCUCUCGGCUUCACCAACCUCCUCCUGCGCACCCACUCCGAGCUCGACCUCACCCGACAGGCCGACGUGGAGGCCUUCUUCGCCGCCGAGCGCCCCCGCUACGUCAUCGUCGCCGCCGCCAAGGUCGGCGGCAUCCACGCGAACUCCACCUACCCCGCCGACUUCAUCUCCGUCAACCUUCAGAUCCAGACUAACAUCAUCGACGCCGCCCUCCGCUGUGCUGGCGGCGCUGUCCGCAAGCUCCUCUUCCUCGGCUCCUCCUGCAUCUACCCCAAGCUCGCCCCUCAGCCCAUCCCAGAAUCCGCCCUUCUUUCCGGCCCCCUCGAGCCUACCAACGAGUGGUACGCGGUCGCCAAGAUUUCCGGCAUCAAGAUGUGCCAGGCCUACCGGAUCCAGCACUGCCUCGACGCCAUCUCCGCCAUGCCGACCAACCUCUACGGCCCCCACGACAACUUCCACCCGGAGAACUCCCAUGUCCUUCCGGCCCUGAUCCGGCGCUUCCACAAGGCCAAGAUCUCCGGCGCCAAGGAGGUGGUCGUCUGGGGCACGGGUUCGCCUCUGAGGGAGUUCCUCCACGUGGAUGACCUCGCCGACGCGGUGAUCUUCCUGAUGGACCGGUACUCGGGGUUGGAGCACGUCAAUGUGGGGAGCGGGAAGGAGGUGACAAUAAAGGGGCUUGCGGAGAUGGUGAAGGAAGUAGUUGGUUUCGAAGGGGACCUCGUGUGGGACUCGACGAAGCCCGAUGGGACGCCAAGGAAGCUGAUGGACAGCUCGAAGCUGGCUGGAAUGGGGUGGGAGGCGAAGAUCCCGCUCCGCCAGGGGCUGGCGGAUACGUACAAGUGUGUGAUGGCCUCUUUAGUCUUCAGGUGGAAGCUAUGGUAGCCUCUCUUAGACUAUACUCAAGAAAGUUGUCAAGGCCUUCCCAUAUCAAUUUUCUGUUCUUCUGCUCAUUGGGAUGUUUCACCAGUUUAUGUAGAUACUAGAGGAGAAAAAGUAUUAUAAGUCCUAAUUUAUCUUCCUUUUCUCCCGUUUUAUUUUCUGAUUUUGGUUGAUGACUCAAGGUUCAUUCUACACUUAGAUUAUGUAGAAAAACACUCAACAUUUCUGAUCUCCAAGCUUUGUUGCUUGAAUAACUAUGUAGAAAACCUUGUGCAAACUUCGUUUCAGAUCCAAUAGGAGAUCAAAUUGUUGAUCCA